Molecule: messenger RNA, 336 nt
Organism: Rotaria sp. Silwood2
Lineage: Eukaryota; Metazoa; Rotifera; Eurotatoria; Philodinida; Philodinidae
Source: the annotation of a GenBank genome assembly
AUGGAUACAGUGAACAAAAUCAAAAAGAAAUAUCAAAAAUAUGAAGAUAGUCUUAAAUCAAUUGGAAAUACGAAAAUUUUCAUGAAAUUUACUAUCAAUGAUUUUGCAAUAGAUGUGAGUGGUCUUUCAAAUAAACAUCAAGCAGCAUUAGAUAUACAAAUAGCUAUGUCAGCUUAUUGUCGUUUCAUUGAAAAACAUAUUGUUAAUCAGGUUUUUCCGCUUUGUUAUUAUUGGUUUAUCACUCAAUGUGCCCUUGUACUCGACUCAAAAUUAAGUUCGGCAUUUACAUUGGUUGUGUUGUUUGAAUUUAUGUGUGAAUUAUUCCAGCAACAAUAA